Meleagris gallopavo (turkey) is the source of this 1253-nucleotide messenger RNA. Lineage: Eukaryota; Metazoa; Chordata; Aves; Galliformes; Phasianidae. The record is from RefSeq and is a predicted model, not a curated record.
GCGGUUUACCUCUGCAAGCGGACAAUGCAAAAUAAAGCAAGGCUAGAGCUAGCAGACUAUGAAGCUGAGAGCUUGGCCAGGCUACAGCGCGCAUUUGCUCGGAAGUGGGAGUUUAUUUUUAUGCAAGCUGAAGCACAAGCAAAAGUUGACAAGAAGAGAGACAAGAUAGAAAGGAAAAUUCUUGACAGCCAGGAGCGAGCGUUUUGGGAUGUGCACCGGCCAGUGCCUGGAUGUGUAAACACUACUGAAGUGGAUAUAAAAAAGUCUUCAAGAAUGAGAAAUCCACAUAAAACAAGAAAGUCUGUCUAUGGCUUACAAAAUGACAUCCGAAGUCACAGCCCUACUCACACACCAGUACCAGAGACUAAGCCUCCAACAGAAGAUGAACUACACCAAGAGAUUAAACACUGGCAAAUGCAAUUAGACAGACAUCGAUUAAAAAUGUCAAAAGUUGCAGAGAGUCUAUUAGCUUAUACAGAGCAGUAUUUGGAAUAUGAUCCUUUUCUUGUGCCCCCUGAUCCCUCAAACCCUUGGAUAUCUGAUGACACCACUUUCUGGGAACUGGAAGCAAGCAAAGAGCCAGGACAGCAGAGGGUGAAACGAUGGGGAUUUGGCAUGGAUGAAGCUUUGAAAGACCCUGUGGGAAGAGAGCAAUUUCUCAAGUUCCUGGAGUCAGAAUUCAGCUCUGAAAAUUUAAGGUUCUGGUUAGCAGUAGAAGACCUGAAGAAGAGGCCUAUCCGUGAAGUUCCUGCUCGUGUCCAAGAAAUCUGGCAAGAAUUUCUUGCUCCAGGUGCACCCAGUGCCAUCAAUCUAGAUUCAAAAAGUUAUGACAAAACCACGCAGAAUGUAAAAGACCCUGGAAGAUACACAUUUGAAGAUGCUCAGGAGCACAUUUACAAACUGAUGAAAAGUGAUUCUUACCCUCGUUUUAUACGAUCCAGUGCCUACCAGGAGCUGCUACAGGCCAAGAAAAAGGGGAAAUCGCUCACAUCAAAGAGGUUAACCAGUCUAGUGCAGUCCUACUAAAAGGAUCACCUUGUAGCAUGGAAGCAGACUCAAAUCAUUAUACAUACUUUGUAGCUCACUGAUUGCCUGAAUCAGAGGACAGUAGAACAAGAUGUUGCAUGAGCAAGGACCUGACUUGUUUUCUUUUGUGUAUACUAAGGCAUUACAGACUCCGAGGGACUCUCUAGCCUUUCGAUGCCUCCAUUUCGAAAACUGUCUGCUCACUUCCUCCUUCAUAUCAAGCUGGA